AUGAGACAGCAGCACUGGUGGGGGAUGACUGCCAAAAUGGGCACCGUGUUAUCAGGGGUCUUUACCAUCGUGGCCACCGACAUGUACCUCAUCUUCGAACAGAAGCACUUAAGGAGCAGCAAUUGCACUGAGAUUAACACACGGCCCAAGAGUAACAUUACGCUGAUAAAUCAGUUCAUCAUCUGCCGGAGUUUCAAUAUUGUCUUCUUCCUAUCUUCCAUCACCAUCAUGGUCAGUUGCUUGCUCCUGUACUCCAUAUAUGCCCAGAUGUACAGAGGCUUGGUGAUCUACGCCAUCUGGAUUCUUUUCUAUGAAAUUGCAAGCAUUGUAAUACAAUUCUUCACUGACAAUGACUCUAGCAUUGCAGAGGUCAGAUUCAUACGUUGGUUUGGCUUGGUGUCCCGUGUAUUCAUGCAUUGUUUCUGGUUGUUCUUUGUCAUCACCUAUGCCCACAUAAUCUACAAAAGUCAAAGCCAGGGCAAUAUAAUUUCCUACAAGAGACGUAUUUCUCAGGCAGCGGAGAGUUCCCACAGCAGAGAUCAAAGAUAA
This is a messenger RNA of Equus quagga, 549 nucleotides long. It is a transcript of the gene TMEM217, whose product is annotated as transmembrane protein 217. The record is from RefSeq and is a predicted model, not a curated record. NCBI's taxonomy places the organism in Eukaryota, Metazoa, Chordata, Mammalia, Perissodactyla, Equidae.